AUGGGUGAGAAAAAAGUGAUUAUUUUGAACACGGAUCAUUUCAAAUCAUGUUUUGCCAAAUGGGGAGACUUUGCAGACAUGGCCAUCAAGAUGUUUGAAGCCUCCAGGUUCGAUUUGCCGCCUGUAGAGUAUAAAGUGUUCUGCAUUUGCGAGAAUGACUUUCCCAGCUUGGAAGACCUAGUUUCGAGCGAAGUUCUGGGCGUCUACAUCACGGGCUCCGCGUAUGACUCAUUUUCCAACGAAGUUGAGUGGAUCAUCAAGUUCAGACAAUUCAUAGCCCAGUUUUUGGCCAUUGAGAACCAUCCGCCAUUAGUUGGCGUGUGUUUCGGUCACCAGAUCAUCGCGAAAAGCUUAGGGUGCGACGUAGGACGGAAUCCAGACGGCUUUGAGGGCGGUAUUACUCCGAUCACGCUGGCUUCAGAGGCCAUCGAAUUGGGGCUAUUUCAAGAGGAUGCUGAUGUAAUGAGAACUACACUCCAGCUGUCAGAGACCCAUAGCGACAUUGUUAACGAAAUUCCACAGGGCUACACUAACAUUGGAUCUACUGCUAAGUGCUCUAUUCAGGGACUCUACUGCCCCAAGAAGGUGCUGACGCUGCAGGGACACCCAGAAUUUGAAACGGAUGUGACCAGGAUAUGCGCAAACCUCCAACUCGAGAAGGGCAAUGUCACUUCCGAGGAAAACAAGGACAUGCAGAAUCGAUGCACGAGUCUCUCAAACGAGGGUCUUUUGGUUGCGAAUUCCCUAUGGAAACUGUUUUACGGCGCCAUCUAA
Lachancea mirantina is the source of this 774-nucleotide messenger RNA. Lineage: Eukaryota; Fungi; Ascomycota; Saccharomycetes; Saccharomycetales; Saccharomycetaceae. The record is from the annotation of a GenBank genome assembly.